CAGAUCGGAAAUGGAGAGUGAAGGGGCCUCAUCGAUACAUUAGCGGCGCUGAGUGUGAUCGAUUACCCUGUUGAUGGUGGACUGAUGUUGAUGAACGGAACCCAUGGAGACCCAUGAGGAGAAGCCCAUCAUCUACACGAUGGAGAACAAACCCAUAGUGACCUGUGCGGGCGAUCAGAACCUGUUCACGGCCCUGUACGGAUCACUGACCCAGCAGCUGCCCCGAGAGCCCAUGGAGUGGAGGAGGUCUUAUGGACGAGCACCAAAGAUGAUCUAUCUGGAGGCUAAUUUUGUCCAGUUCAAGGAGGAACUGCUUCCUAAAGAGGGAAAUAAAGCGCUGCUGACGUUCCCCUUCCUGCACAUCUACUGGACCGACUGCUGCGACACGGAGGUGUACAAGGCGUCUGUGAAGGAGGACAUGCAGCGCUGGCAGGCCGUCCUGCGUCUCCACGGCUCGGUGGAUUGGCUCAUCGUGGUGGUGGAGAGCGACAACAAGAAGAAGAACAAGACCAACAUCCUGCCGCGCACCUCCAUCGUGGACAAGAUCCGCAACGACUUCUGCAACAAGCAGAGCGACAGGUGUGUGUCUCUGUCUGACCCGCUGAAGGAGUCGUCGCGCUCGCAGGAGUCGUGGAGCUCGUUCCUCACGAAGCUGCGCACGCUGCUGCUCAUGUCCUUCACCAGGAAUCUGGGCCGCUUCGAGGACGAGAUGAGGACGCUGCGAGAGAAACGCACCGAGCCCGGCUGGAGCUUCUGCGACUACUUCAUGGUGCAGGAGGAGCUGGCCUUUGUGUUCGAGAUGCUGCAGCAGUUUGAAGACGCUCUGGUCCAGUAUGAUGAACUAGACGCUCUCUUCACACAGUAUGUGCUCAACUUCGGCGCCGGAGACGGCGCUAACUGGCUGGGCUCGUUCUGUCAGCCGGUGCGGAGCUGGAACGGACUGCUGCUGCGGCGGCCCAUCGACAUGGAGAAGCGUGAUCUGAUCCAGAAAGGAGAGGCCAGUCUGCUGGAUCUGCGCAGCUACCUGUUCUCCCGCCAGUGCACGCUGCUCAUCUUCCUGCAGAGACCCUGGGAGGUGACGGCCCGCGCGCUCGAGCUGCUGCACAACUGCGUGCAAGAGCUGCGGCUGCUGGAGGUGUCUGUGGUGAGCGGCGCUCUGGACUGCUGGGUGUUUCUCAGUUGUCUGGAAGUCCUGCACCGGAUCGAGGGCUGCUGCGACCGCACCCAACUGGAGGCAAACUCCUCCCACACCGUGGGUCUGUGGACCUACGCCACUGAGAAGCUGAAGUGUCUGGGUGAUCUGUGCGGUCUGGUGUCUGAGAACGGCCCCAACUCUGAGGACCUGAACAAAACCGUCGACCUGCUGGCUGGUCUGGGAGCAGAGAGACCUGAAACGGCGAACAGUCCUCAGAGUCCGUAUAAGAAGCUGAAGGAGGCCUUAUCGUCUGUGGAGGCCUUUGAGAAACACUAUCUGGAGCUGUCUCACGCCGCUAUGGAGAUGUACAAGGCGAUCGGGCGGCUGCGUUCGGCUCGGCUGGUCGGGAAGAGUCUGGCUGAGUUCUACAUGAGGAAGGGUGACCCUCAGAGCGCUGAGGACUUCUUGCUGGAUUCUCUGAAGUCGUACGUGUCUGAGAGCUGGAGUUUACCGCUCACGCACACGCGCAAACAGAUCGCGGAGUGUCAGAAACAGCUGCAGAAGAUGGACGAAUACCUGCAGACAAGCGCUCUCCUCGCCAGCGACACCAACCUGAGCGAUGAAGAGAGGAAACACUUCUGCCAGGAGAUUCUGACCUUUGCCAGCCAGACCACAGAGGGCAAAGGUCAACAGAAAGACGGGCGUGUGGCUCUGAGCAUGAGUUCGUUCACUCAGCUGCAGGAGCUGCGUUUCCGUCCGGCGUCUGCGCUGGUGCACGUGGGCGCCGUCCUGCAGCUGGAGCUGCGCGUCUGCAGUCUGAUGCCCAUCCCCGUGCGGGCGGAGCAGCUCGCCGCCAGCAUACACUUCACGCAGGAGCAGCCGGGCACCACGGCCCAGAAACGAGCCGCUCAGAACCCGGACGGCACCGUCACCUUCCCCGCGGCCAGUCCGGUGGCGGCGUCUCCGGCGCUGGAGCUCUGCGAGAUCCAGGAACACAGUCCGUCCGACAACGCGCUCAGCUCCGCCGGCGUGGCCUGCAAGAACAUGCACCUGCUGAUGCGUCGCCACGACAGCGCCGCCUCACUGGACACGCCCAACGCCGCGCCCUCUGCCGUCGCUAUGGAGGACGGAGCGCAGAUGCUGAAGGCCAGUGAUGUCACUCUGUCGCCUGGCAACAACAGCAUCGUCUUCACCGCACCAAGUCAGAAGCCGGGCACGUAUACUCUCCGGCAGCUGUGUGCCACGGUGGGGCGCGUGCAGUUCGUUCUGCCCCAUCUCUACCCUGUGGUUCAGUAUGAGGUUUACUCCCAGGAGCCUCAGCUCAGCAUCCAGCCGCUCACAGAGAAUCUGUUGGCGGGUUUACCGCAGCAGGUGAAGUUCACCAUCCUGACGGGUCACUACGCCGUGAAGAAGGGCGACGCUCUUCAGCUCAGUAACACCGACUCCAUGCCCGUGUUGCACUCGUCCACGUGCGGCGCCCGCAUCCUCAGCAGCAGCGCAGAGCUGCUGGGUGAAAGCGCUCUGUCCAUCCAGUCGUCCGAGAAGGUGACGAGCAUCUCUCUUCCUGUGACGCCGCCGUAUCACACGCUGGAGUUCCUGCUGGACGUGCUGUGCCAUAUCCCGUCAUCCCCCGCGCGGAUGGAGAGCGAGCGCCUCACUAACGGACAGAUCAGCCACCGCGCGCGCAGCCGAACGCGCUUCAGCAGCGGCAUGGCCGUCAUCGACCAGAAGGUGUCUGUUGACUGUCCCUGGUCCAUUUACUCCACACUGGUCUCUCUGACCUUCCACGUGCCCUUUAAAGUCAAACACUCACUGCUGUCUGCAGGACGGAGGAAGUUCAUCCAGGUUUGCCUUCAGAAUGUAUCGGACACUAACUUUCGUCUGACCAAUCAGACGCUGACUGAGAAUCAACACACGCCGUCACUGGAGCUGCUCUCUCUCAACACUAAAACACACAGCGAGGUGUUCAGUCAUCAGUGUGUGUUCAGCGUGUGGGAGGUGCGGUGGAGCGGUGCGCCGCCCGUCUCUCUGCACUGCGAGUUCUCGGCCGCUUUCGCUCCUUCAGACGCUCCGGACGCGGCGCUCAAACCCUACAGAUACGAAUUCACGCUGGAGCGCGUUUCAACGCUGUACAGCGUGCGAGCGGAGAUCCGUCCGGCCGCGGGAGAGCAGCACUGCCGCACCGGCGCCCUCUGCAGGCUGGAGGUGUCGCUCACGCGCCUCACCGAACCCAGCGACACGGAGCGCUCCGACGAGGAGUUCAGCGACACCGACGGCCUGCGCACCACCAGACUCAUGUAUGAAGUGAUUGACAACAACAGUAACUGGGCGGUGUGCGGCAAGAGUUCAGGGGUCGUUUCCAUGCCGGUGGCUGCCAUGGCGACGCACAAAGUUCACAUGGAGGUCAUGCCGCUGUUUGCGGGUCACCUGCCCUUUCCUAACAUACGUGUGUUCAAGUACCUGCCGCACCACGCCAGCCCCGUCAUCCAACCCGACACAGACUCGUGUCUGGAGAACGACAGCCUGUCUCUGCUGGACAAGACUCUGGAGGAUCAGGCGGACACGGCGAGUCUGCGCAGCCGCGGCAGCGUUCAGUCUCUGGGCAGCGGCGAGUCUGCGCAGCCGCGCGGCCCCAUGCCCAAACGCCAGGCCUUCGGUCCGGGUCAGGUGUUCAACGGCACACAGGGACGGCAGGUGUUAGUGCUGCCCGCCGCCGACCAUCACGUGAUGGAGGUCAACGUCACAUGACCCGGCGAUCGGACGCUGGGCGUCACAAACGGACACCAAUCGCCGGAGCCCGAGACUCGCCUCCGUCACGCACUUCACGAGACACGCUGGACCCGCUGUCUCUCAGACAUCCCAUAAUGCCUUGCAGCCCCUCCUCUGUGUGCUCAGGUGUGUGUGCGUGUGCGUGUGAGCGUGUGUGCGUGAGCAACACCUGCUGUACAUAAUAGAUGAGAUUUAAGAGAAUCUUCUGAACCAAAUACACUCAAUCAUGAUCAUCACACUGGGAUUCUGGGAUUUGCAUAUUUAAUUUUUUAUUGGUUUUUGGAACUGAAGGUUUCCAGGGAAACGUCAGCGCUUUAUUGACUCGGACACGCCCCUUUCUGCUGAUGUCACAUGAUUGACGACCAUCAGGACAAUAAAUGUCGUUUUUGUUUCAUGCAUAUGAAGAACAGUCAUAUUUCACUCCAUCAUUUUAGAUUAAAAUCAUGAAUGAAUUGUAAAUGAUUAAGCACACAUCAGUGAUCAUAUUUGUUAUAAUGCCCAAAACUUGAAUUCAUUGCAAAUUCAUGCAAAAAAAAAAAAAAAAAAAAAAAGCAUUAUUAUAUAUAUAUGCCAAAAUAUUAAUUAAUAUUAGUUAAUUUUAUAUUGCAAAUAUGUAGUAUAAAUGUAAACUAUAUAUUAUAAAAUAAAAUAAAAAAUAAUGUAAUAUUUAAUAUUAUUUAUGCAAAUAAAUUGGCUUUUUUGCAUAAAUUAAUUUAGAUUUUUGGCACGUUUUAAUGUCCUAAAAAUGUUUGAUUUUCCAAUUUUGGGGUGAAAUAUGACAAGGCCGUGUGUUUGUGUUUGGAUGUGUGUAAAUAUCGCAGAAAGUGUUCAGGUAGGAAUCGUUCCAGCUCUGUACAGUAACACGUGCGAUUUGACCAGGAGCGUCUGAAACACUGAAUCUGAUGACGGACAGCAGGAAGUGAUGCGUUUCUCAAAAGGAAGAGCUUUGAUGUGAAUGUCGUGUGGUUGUUCGGUCCGUCCGUGUGUCGUGUGUCGUUCGUGUUCCAAACCUGAGAAACAGAGAAGCCUCUUCACGCUGAUGUGGGAACAGCCGUGUGUCGUCAAAGGCCAAAACUUUACACGCCAUCACCUCUUGGGUUCGUCCGCUCACUAUUUAUUUCCUGGAUUCUCGUUGCUUUGCUCCGGUUCGGUUCAGGACCUCGUGAUUCUCGGCGCCAGUUCUGGACCGCGGACGGGAUGUUGCUGUCGGCCCGUGACGUCAUGGACAGUUUCCACAAGCUGUUUGUAAAUUGUCAAUCAAACAUCACAGAUUGUAUUUAGAUUAUUUAAAUGAGAAGAAUAUGUACGCAUUAUACAACGGAAAAUAUACAUAUGUUUUAAAAGGAUGUUUGUUGUCUUGUUUUUCUAUUAAAAAAACUUCUUUAUUUA
Molecule: messenger RNA, 5293 nt
Organism: Labeo rohita (rohu)
Lineage: Eukaryota; Metazoa; Chordata; Actinopteri; Cypriniformes; Cyprinidae
Gene: trappc10
Product: trafficking protein particle complex subunit 10
Exons: 23
Coding region: 104-3883 (1259 amino acids)
Biological process (GO): early endosome to Golgi transport; intra-Golgi vesicle-mediated transport
Cellular component (GO): TRAPPII protein complex
Source: RefSeq, a predicted model, not a curated record